This is a messenger RNA of Vespa mandarinia (Asian giant hornet), 1419 nucleotides long. Its product is annotated as facilitated trehalose transporter Tret1. The record is from RefSeq and is a predicted model, not a curated record. Gene Ontology annotation, cellular component: membrane. Gene Ontology annotation, molecular function: transmembrane transporter activity. Gene Ontology annotation, biological process: transmembrane transport. Lineage: Eukaryota; Metazoa; Arthropoda; Insecta; Hymenoptera; Vespidae.
AUGGCCUCGAUAAGAAGACGUAUGACGGAUAACCUUCGAACAAAAAGCUUCAAUCAACAUGUCGGUGCUAUCGUUGUAUCACUCGGUGGUUUUACUCUCGGUGUGUCAGUUGGUUGGUGUUCCAGCGUUACAGAGGGUAUGAGGAUCAGAUUUAUAGCAAGUAUUACGGAGCUUGGUAUUAUAGGUAACGUUCUAAACGUUGGCGCUUGCCUCGGAGUCAUAAUUGCCAUUUGGAUCUUCAAAUUUCAUCAUUGGAUCAGCGGAAUAAUCAAGAUCUUACUUUACGCCAUUGGUUGGUCGGUGAUCAGCCUAGGAAACGAGAACACAUUCAUGAUUGUUAUCGGUCGUUUCAUAUGCGGAAUUUCCGGUGGUAUGUCCUGUCUCUUGGUACCACUUUUCAUCAGUGAUAUAGCCGACAAGAAAACCCGCAAUCGAUUGUUGAUUCUAUUUCAGCUUUUAAUAAAUUGCGGAAUCAUGUACGCUUUCCUGAUGGCUCACGUUCUCGAUGGAGGUAACAUUAUAUGGAGAUACAGUACAAGCUGCGGUGCUAGCUGCAUUAUACUCGUACUAUUACGUUUUAUACCAGCAAGCCCGUUCUAUUAUCUCUCUAGCAUUGAGAAUAAUGAAAGUCGAGCGAAAAAUUCUUUAAGUUGGUAUCGUCAAAAUGAGAACGAAAAUGAGAACGAUUACGAGAUGGAAGAAUUAAGACAGUUGGCUAUACUCAGACGAACGGCCAAGAUGAGAUAUGGUCUAAUGAAGAAUCGUCGUGUACUUCAUUCCUUCCUAAUGUGUUUUGGUGUAAUGAUGAUCCAUCAGUUCAGCGGAUUCAGCACGUUUAUCACUUAUGCCCUUACGAUCUUCGAGACUCAAGGUUCAGGUUUAUUAAAUGGAAGUGAAUUAACUCUAGUAGUUGGUAUAGUACAAAUACUAUCAUGUCUCCUCGCGUAUACGCUCAUCGACGUAUUAGGACGGCGUAUCCUGUUGACCAUAUCAUCCGCGUUCAUGGGACUGUUCCUUGGACUGUUGGGAUGGUUCUUCGAUAAAAGACUCGAGGAUCCGGAAUACGAUGAUUGGUAUUGGUGGAUGCCACCAACAUGGAUCAGCCUAUAUUUCAUAUCUCUAAACUUGGGCGUAGCACCAAUAUCAUGGGCACUUCUCGCAGACUCAUUUCCGCAACAGAUAAAUCUACUUGGUGCAGGAUUCGCUGCGAUCUCUAAUUGGAUACUUUCGAUUCUUGCGAUGAUAGUUUUUGGUUCAUUACAAACGGACGAUAAUAUUAGAAAGGCCGUCUGGUUAUUCGCAAUAAUAUGCUGGUUCGGUGCAAUAUUUUCUGCCGUUCUUGUCAAGGAUAACGGUAAGAAAAGUUUAAACGAGAUCGAAAAGGAUUUUCGUAUCGACGAUCAAGAAGAAACGAAUUAA